UUUAUAUUCGUGUGUUUCGAUUCCUUUGACCAGUUACCGGAAUUUUGACCUUUAUUCUUCAUUUAUCCGCGUUACUUACUGAAUAAACAAGAGUCCAUUGCAUGUGAUAUACUGGUUUACGUCUUUCAAUAUAUUCUUGGAAUUUUCAUGUACAUAACUAUGGUAGAAGAUAAACCUAUUUCUUAUCAGGAGAGCGCCACAGAAUACAAUACACUAGCCAGUAGUAAAAUGGAUCCAAUAUACUCUGGUGAACAUUGCGAAGCUUCCUCUGAAUACGUUACUGCAAUUUACUCGUACAUGCCCCAGCAUUCAGAUGAAAUAAAUCUACGAACGGGUCAAAAAAUUAAGAUUUUGUCCAAAGACUGUCGACAUUCUGGAGCUGAAGGAUGGUGGGUUGGCCAAGAACCAAAAACAGGUUAUGUUGGUGUGUUUCCUAGUGGAUAUGUUUUAAAUGCAGAUGACAUUGCAAACAGUAACAAUACGGACAAAACUAUAACUGUAAAAACAAAGGAAGAGAUAUCUCUCGACAAAAAGUUACCCGACAGUGACGUAAUCCUUAGACACGGUCAUGUUAGAACAAUUCCUGCUACUGAGUUAGUGCAACAACAGUUUAUUGGCUCAGGAGCAUUUGGAAAAGUUUAUCGAGGUCUUUGGUGUGAACAGGAUAUUGCACUAAAAGUAUUUGAUCUAGCUACAAAUCAGGUAGACAACGAAGCUUUGCAUUUGUGCAGAUUAUCUCAUCGGAACAUUGUGAGAUUUUAUGGGAUCUGCAGGUUAGACAGCUCUAAUUUCCCAGCACUUGUAAUGGAAUAUGCUUAUGGUGGUUCUCUGAACAUGGUUCUCAAUCAACGACCUUUAUUAGGUCCCCUUGUUCUACUUGAUUGGGCAUUACAGAUCGCUAGUGGAAUGGCAUAUUUACAUACAGAUGCCAGAAUUUGUCAUCGAGAUUUAAAAUCAUCUAACAUUCUUAUCAGAGAAGCUAUUCAAAAACCAUUUUCUCUAAAUGAACUUCAAAAGUGUACCCUAUUGAUAACUGAUUUCGGAAUGGCUUGUCGUUCUAGUCAACUAGCACCACAACAAUCUAAACUAGGCACUGUUGCAUAUGCAGCUCCAGAAGUUUGUCGUCAAGAGGGAUUUUCUUUCAAAUCGGAUAUUUGGUCAUAUGGUGUUGUGUUAUGGGAGUUGCUUACAUUAGAUAUACCAUUUCGCGCAAUGGAGCAACCUAGAUUAUUGUUUAUUAUUGCAAUGUAUAAUUAUACUCUGUACAUACCACCAGGCGUGCCAGAUCUCUUUGUCCAAUUACUUAAAGAUUGCUGGUCACCUACUCCUGUUAGUAGACCUAAAUUUGAAAAUAUUAUGGCUCGACUUAAAUCAUGCAAAGAUUGCAGUUUUGUAGAUUUAGAACCUAGUGAAUUAGCUCAAAUUCAACAGGAUUGGCGUGAACUUAUAGCAGUCCACUAUAAAGAAGAACAACAAACCGUAGCUGAAGCACUAUCAUCAUCGUUCAAAAGUGGAAGUUUAGAUUUUUCAACAGAACUUUUAACACAGCUGGAAAUGUUACGUGAUUAUCGCGAAUCACUGGAUAGGGUCAGAGCAGAUCUAGUAGAAAAAGCUCAUCAACUUCAUAUAAAAGAGGAAUUGUAUAAUCGAGUGGCUGACACAAUGGGUCAACAUUUUAUGUUUUUGGCUGUACUGGCUGCUAAUCAUUUUAAAGAUCCUACUCAUAAAAUUCAAACUGCUCAACCCAAACCUCCUCCACCUAGAAAACGUCCGUUUGUUCGUAGUAUUUUUAAGCGAUGGGGAACUAAUGGUAAUCCAUGUUCUACACAUAAUGACUACGUUAAUUCAGCUACUUCGUCCACUAAUAAUUUCCAAGUAAAGGAUCUUAAACGGUCAAUUAAUUCUUCACAAUAUACUUCUAAUAAUCGUUCACAUUUGAAUGUAAAUACAAAUAAUUCUUCAGAUUUGAAUAAUUCUUUUUGUGAUGAAACUCAAUCGAUUUCGCGUGACACAUCCAGUCGAGUUGGUUGUAGUCAAGGUGGAAUACCUUUAAUUUCACCUCCCACAGAUAUGAAACAUGUGGUUCAUGUGGACUCAGAUUGGUUUACUGGUCAAGGAUUAUGCGAGUCAACGAUGCGGUUAUUUCCUUCUGCUAAAAUCACAAGCUCUUCACUGGGUUCAAAUACUGACAAAUAUCGUAAUAUGUCACCUGGUCAUUGUUACAGUCCUCAAAUAAGAACGUUUGUGAGCACUAAGUCGGAUAGUAAUAUGACAGAUAAAUCUAAUCCGAAGUCACCACGUAUUUAUUCUAGUGGAAAUAAUAUUACAGAUCUUCGAUCACGUGAACAGCGUUUUGUUGAUGUCCAACCAAACUCACAAAGAAAUUUGAAUCGGUUGCCUAGGAAACAAAAUUUUAUUCGGAAAUUUGAAAGUAAAAACAAUUUAGAUUUCCUACAAAAGUCAAGUAAUCACUCAGUUGGGUUUAGUAAUUUUUUCACGCCGAUUAACUCCUGUUGCUAUGAUACGAAUAAUGACUUACAUCGUAGUGAACAUUCUCAGAGUGGAUAUCAUCACUGUAGACCCAUAAAACCCAUCAUAGGAAUUGAUAAUCGUAUGCGUAAUAAUAAUAGUCCACCGUUUUUUGAAAGACGCCGUUCAGCUUCUGGACCGGUUACCUUUUUUACUCGGUAUCCUAAAAUCAACGAUCAGCUCAAGAGUAAUCCUGAUGAAAGUUUACUCGAAGGGAAACUUAACGAAUUACUUUGUAUUAUUUGUGACCCUUCUAUGCCGUUACUAACAUCUGGUUGUACUCAACAUUAUUAUGGAAGAUCUCUGUCUACUACAACACCCCCUACUGCUUGUUUUAGCUCAGAUAUUACUGAAAGCUCUUAUUUCUUGAACCCCACUGGAAAUUCAACUGUUGAAAAUGUGUUGUUGUCAGCAUUUCGUCUUCUAGCUUCCUUUUGUUUUUGGGGUGUUGAACCUGAUAUUGAUGACGGGAAAGCGAAUUCGUUAAUUCCUCUCUAUUCUACACCACGUUCGUCCAUAAUUUUGGAAAGAUUUAUCCUGUUUCAUAUUAUACCUCACAAUCGAGUCAGAGUUAUAGUAGACAGAAGAAUUCAUUGUCCUAUUGAAAAGCGCAAGUAUAAAUUUUCAAUUCAAAACACACGACGUAUACAGAGCGCUGAUCGUCGUCGCAAUUAUAAGUAUAAUACUUCUUUAAAAUGUCCUGUUUGUGUAAAUAUGGGCCUUGACUUUAUCCAUCCAUGUGAAAAGUUUCCAGAUCAUCAAGUUGAAUUCGGGGACCCACAUUCACCAUUUCUCGGUAUGCUGGCAGGAAGUGGAAGACGACCUAAUCUAUCUCCAAAUAUGAAGGAAAUAAAUCAUUCCAAUUUUCCAAUCAUCCCAUCAAAUGAAAUGAUUUCAAGUGAUAAGCGAGAAAACUAUUUCACUUUUCAACAUGAUAAUUUUUUGAAAGAUAUCAAUCAAAAAAUAGGUGGGCAACAACAGUGUAAGCAAAACAAGCGCAGUGAUAAUAGUAACAAUAAUUCCCAGCAAUAUACUCAUUGUAGUUUAUGUAAUAAUAAUCAAAUGGAAAUAGUUGAGAAAAAUGAAUCCACAGGUAACUUAAAUAAUGCAUUUUACUGUCCUCAUCUUUCUGUUUGCAUUGACUAUUGUCAAAAUAACACACGAAAUAAUGACAUAGAUGUAGCCACUAUUAAGACAACAUUGCCAUACAUACCGUCUUCACAUUUAGCACAAAGGUGGUCAUUUGAGCAUAGUAAAGAGUUACAUAAAGAUAUAUGCUCUUCAUUCUGUUCGUUUUUAUCGUGCCGAAAAUUGUCAAUUGAUUGUCAGUCGAGUAUGAUUUCGGAUUGUUUAAGGUCAGUAGAUAAACAUUCAGUAUCUGAGUCUUCUGGUCAUUCAAUCGAAAGAAAUUCUACUAAUCAGUUUUCUCAUUCUCUCGUAUCAAUGAAUCCUGUUGGUAUGUCACGUGAUGCGUACUUAAAGACAUCUCAAUCUAAUUCUCUCCAACGUUCCAGCGAUAAUCAAUCUUUUUCUAAUUCUGGUGUUUAUCCAAAUAUUCAUGCAUUGUUCAUUGAGAACGACUCAAAAUCUGAAUCUGGAUCAGAGUUUGAAAGUUAUGAUGAUGCAAAUGAAUUAGAUUAUCCCAAUUUUAUUUUACAUUCCUCUUCUUCACCUCCAAAACACUCUCAACAGCCCCAAAACUUUUAUUCACCUUCAAAAAUACAUUUAAAUGAUUCAGAUAAGCCCCCAGAAAAUAAUGACUACCCCCACAAUCUUAAUGUAAAUAUUGAUACCUGUCGAGAAGAUUAUGAUCGUGUAACUCUUGUGCCAGUUGAAUCCGGGGAACUAAGUAACGUAAUUCAACCAUAUUCAGAUAAUGAGGGAGAAAGAGAGCCUUUAGCCGAAUACUACAAUGGUAAUUCGACUACCAAAAUGACUGUAAAGAGGGUUCUUCAUCGAAGUCAAGCAAUUCGUGAGCGACAUAGACCUACAUUUUGACCCUUUUCCGAAACCGAUCACUUCCUAGCUGUGUAGACAGUGAUUGCUCGUGUUUGGAAUCCUGUUCAUUCGUCCUUUAUCCUUCGGAUAAUGGUGUCGAUGAAGUCUCUGAUUUUCCUCACAAGGCGAAAAGUUCCAAGAGUCCUUCUGGUCCAUUU
Messenger RNA from Schistosoma mattheei, 4685 nucleotides. The record is from the annotation of a GenBank genome assembly. Lineage: Eukaryota; Metazoa; Platyhelminthes; Trematoda; Strigeidida; Schistosomatidae.